ACUGGGGAGGUCGAAUCUUAACGGGACAUUCAGCUGAAGGUGUAACAGAAAUACUGUUUUAUAGAGUUUGAAAGGCUAAAUCAGAUUAGAUAACGUGUGGGAGACUGUUUAUCGGCGGCAAUGGAAACGCUGUCCUAAGUAACUCCGAGUUGCGAGCACUUGAAGAACCUGACUUGGUUUAGCAACUUGAAAGAUGGUGCACGAGACCUUCAUGAAUCGGGCGCGUUUGUUCGUGGUUGUUUUCACACUGCUUGCAAUCGUUGUGGCAACUGGAAUAUUUUUUUCAAAGCAUGAAGAACCUGCCUGCCCUAAUCCAAACAGAUGUGUGGAGCUCACUGGUGCAGAGUUGAGCAACUUCUUCCAAGUUCCUAACUCCACAGCCUCAAUAUUUCUUGCAGCGAUCAACUCAACGGGAACAGGAAACAAAAAGGGGACCCUGCUGUGGGAGGAGGAAAACGUCUACCCGAAUAAUAUGCACCUAGAUAAGGGGCGCACCAAGAUUGUGGUGGAGAAGAGGGGUUUCUACCUGGUCUUUGUGCAAGCCACCUUCAAGGUGCCAAGUCAGCACAGGGAAAGCCUCAUGCUGAGGGUAGACGUGCAGCACCCCGAGCACCCCGAGCACCCCGAUCAGUUCUCCGCUAGCUUUCUAACACACUGUGGCAGUGGGGAAAGUGAUGUGAUCCUUAACAAGCCCAUUUUGUUGUGGUUGGAACCUAGAAAUAACUUGACUGUUGUGACCUCUCCUCCGAAGCUGGUGGACUACGGGAGACGCCCAACUUCAACGUUCUUAACUGUCGUUAAAUACUCAGAUGGCACAGAUGACCCAUGCACACAAGAAUGCCUUCCAUAGAUGCCAGAUUGCCAAAUUUUCUCAAUGACUAACAGAGGAAUGUCUGUUAAUAACUCCAGCUAUCCAAAUACUCUUGAAAAAAACUUUAGGAACUUUAGGUUGCGGAAAGUUGUGGCUGUGCUCUCCUGAUUUUGUUGAGUUUUCACAAAUUUUUAAAGCAAUUUACUGAGAAAACGAGAAUGUUGGUUCUGGACAAGCUCAAAUUAAAAAGAAUGGGUGGUAAAAAAAAACCUGCUACCCCUUUGUCAUUCACCAAUAUACAGUACCUUACUGUGAUGCUGCAUAAAAGUUGUGAUGCUUGUCAAAACUACAAAUAUCAAUCUGAAAUGAACUCAUAGUGCAAAUAUUCGCUCCUAUAUUCAUCUGCAUCCACUAAAAUGACUUUCAUCUAGUGAUGUGUAUAGGGUGCAGACUCUUCAUCAUGAAACUCAUUUUAUUUUAUUUUAAUUUAUUUACAAAUGUAAUGUGGUCUGAAAUUAUGUUUUUUGACGUAGUAAAAUAUGAGUGUAUUUAUGACAAAAAAAUGUAUGUUUUUGGUUAAAAUUAUUGGGGAGCUAAGUGUAAUGAAAAGACCGACAGUUUAAGAAUGUUUGAGGAUUUAGCUUUGUCCUGGCCUUGUGAGCAAUGAUUCCCUUUCCCAAUUUAUUUUUUUGUCUGGUAGGGUGAUAUACACCUCAUGUCACAAUGUACCUUUGUACAUAAAGAUAUUUUUGAAA
Conger conger (European conger) is the source of this 1566-nucleotide messenger RNA. RefSeq lists its product as uncharacterized. Lineage: Eukaryota; Metazoa; Chordata; Actinopteri; Anguilliformes; Congridae. Gene Ontology annotation, biological process: immune response. Gene Ontology annotation, cellular component: membrane. Gene Ontology annotation, molecular function: tumor necrosis factor receptor binding. The record is from RefSeq and is a predicted model, not a curated record. The coding region runs from base 194 to 850 and encodes 218 amino acids. The transcript has 4 exons.